Messenger RNA from Rosa chinensis, 2307 nucleotides. RefSeq names its product membrane-bound transcription factor site-2 protease homolog. Bases 279 to 1841 code for a protein of 520 amino acids. Gene Ontology annotation, biological process: regulation of response to endoplasmic reticulum stress; membrane protein intracellular domain proteolysis. The transcript has 7 exons. Gene Ontology annotation, cellular component: cytoplasm; membrane. Lineage: Eukaryota; Viridiplantae; Streptophyta; Magnoliopsida; Rosales; Rosaceae. Gene Ontology annotation, molecular function: protein binding; metalloendopeptidase activity. The record is from RefSeq and is a predicted model, not a curated record.
AAUCCACUUCCCUAAAGACAUGAACCCACGUUUAAACAUAGCCGAUGGCCGACCCAAGCAGCUAGGCCAGGAUACCAGGACUGCUUGCCCACAUAUGUGCCACUCCUCAACCUAAAAAGUUCUAUCAAUUUGUGCCACAGUUGCAAUAUGAGCAAAACUUUGUGCUUGAAUUAUAAAAAUUCAGUCCAGAAAACCAAACUACAAGCACCCAAGCCAAGAGAGCAGAAAAUUCGACGCCUUUGGAAGUAAAACCAGCAAAUAGCAGAGACCAUACUACAAUGGAAGGAAGACGAUUCAGAAGGUUCGGGAUGCCAAGACGAAACCCACAAACCCACUCUCCCAAUCUCCUCCCCACUCACACCCACACUCCCUCCGCCUCCACCAUAUCCUGCUGCUACUGCGACUACAAAUUCUGGGCCUUCAACGACCCCCUCUUCCACUUGGGCCGAAACCACUCCCUCCCUCUCAAAGCAUGGUUCUCCGUCGGCGUCGGCUUCGGCCUCACCGCCCUCCUCGCCGCCUCCCUCCUCCUCAUCUUUGAACUGGGCCGUGCUCUCACUCUCUUCCCUAACCACCUCUUGUUGGAUACCUUCCUCUCAUCUGUCUCCGCCAACCCAUUGAACGACGCCGUCUAUGUAGUGGUUGCGACCCUCGUUUCGGUUUCGGUGCACGAGUUCGGGCACGCGCUCGCUGCUGCCAGUGAGGGGAUACGUAUGGAGUAUGUGGCUGUGUUUGUUGCGUGUAUCUUUCCUGGGGCUCUGGUGGCUUUUAAUGAUGAUGUAAUGCAAGCAUUGCCUUGUUUUACCGCGCUUCGAGUAUACUGUGCUGGGAUUUGGCACAAUGCAGUGUGCUGUGCGGUUUGCGGGUUGGCAUUGCUACUCCUGCCGGUGUUGCUGUUUCCGUUUUACAUACACGGUGAAAGCCCCAUGGUGUUGGGUGUACCUUCUACGUCGCCUUUGUCUGGUUACUUGUCUCGUGGUGAUGUGAUUGUAUCGGUGGAUGGUGUACCCAUCCGUAAUGCGCAAGAGUGGAUGGAUAUGGCGGCUUUCUUGAAUGAAUUGUCACUUAAUGAUGGAAACCACAACGUGGAUGUCCAAAGCGUUGGGACAGUCAGUAACAGAAAGGGGUACUGUGUUCCUAAUCCUAUGAUGGAAGAAAGCAAACAGAUGCUUAUACUAGAUAAUCAGUAUUCAUGUCCUGACGGUCUUACGUCAUUUACAACUGUUCCCUGUGCUUAUACAAGCAUCAAUAUUGAGAAAACCUACUGCUUGAAUGCUAAGGAUGUAGUCAAGCUUAAUAAAUGUGGUGAUGGAUGGCCGCCAACCAUCACCAACGGCAGCAACUGCAUAUGUUCACAGGACGAAUCCUGCUUAAGUCCAAUUCAAAUUCCCGGCUUAAUAUGGGUUGAGGUCACUUAUUCAAGGCCCUAUUCUCUGGAAUGCUUGCGAGUUAGAAGAAAAUCUUUUGCGGACUCAAGAUAUUCUGAUUCGAUGGAAUCAAACUGUGGCGGGACUUUUGUUUUUGUUGGUAACGUUAUCUCCAUGGCACGCUCAGUCCAGUUAACUGCAUAUCGACCUCGUUGGGCAUUUCCUUUGGGUACAUAUCUUCCAAAUGUACUUGAAAGGAUUUUGAGAUGCACAUUCCAGGUCUCUCUAACACUAGCUCUUCUCAACAGUUUGCCGGUAUACUUACUGGAUGGUGAAUCAAUUCUAGAGGCGAGUCUUCUACACUUCACGUUGCUAUCCCCAAGGAAAAGAAGGACAGUUGUUCAAGUUUGUCUUUUUGGGGGCACAGUCAUUUCCAUCCUAGCCUUUUUGAGGAUUGUUUUAUAUGGUUUGUAGGCCAAAGUUACCCUCGGUUACUCAAAGCACCCUCAUUAGAGAGUUCAAGAGCUCUGGCAGAGGCAGCUGACAGCAUGGCUGUUAUGGGCAUUAUUGGUAUACAAAGUACAACACUUUUCCUUCUUCAGCUUCUACUAGAUUACAUUAUGUAUAGAAAGCACUGUUAUUGCAGCUGAGCUUCAAAACUGAGAAGUAAUGCAAUAUUAUUGAAGCCGAGCCCUGCCAGAUGAAUAGUGAGGGCAUCAAACCAUUGGCUAGCCUUGGUAACACUUCCAAAAACUAUAGUUGCGCCCAAGUGCAACCUUGCUUUUGUAGUCAGUUCCAUAAAGUAUGUAGUCUAAAAAACUGAUUACACAGAGGUUUAACCUGGUUCUGCCGGCUUACUUUCAAUUCUUUGUAUGCAACAUCAAAGCUUGUUAAAACUAUUCUAAUUUUUGAUCCCAGAAAAGUUGAACAGAAUUGAGUC